AUGUCUGUGCAGAGAGAUUAUUUAGAUUAUUUAGAUUAUUUAGAUUAUUUAGAUUAUUUAGAUUAUUUAGAUUAUUUAGAUUAUUUAGAUUAUUUAGAUUAUUUAGAUUAUUUAGAUUAUUUAGAUUAUUUAGAUUAUUUAGAUUAUUUAGAUUAUUUAGAUUAUUUAGAUUAUUUAGAUUAUUUAGAUUAUUUAGAUUAUUUAGAUUAUUUAGAUUAUUUAGAUUAUUUAGAUUAUUUAGAUUAUUUAGAUUAUUUAGAUUAUUUAGAUUAUUUAGAUUAUUUAGAUUAUUUAGAUUAUUUAGAUUAUUUAGAUUAUUUAGAUUAUUUAGAUUAUUUAGAUUAUUUAGAUUAUUUAGAUUAUUUAGAUUAUUUAGAUUAUUUAGAUUAUUUAGAUUAUUUAGAUUAUUUAGAUUAUUUAGAUUAUUUAGAUUAUUUAGAUUAUUUAGAUUAUUUAGAUUAUUUAGAUUAUUUAGAUUAUUUAGAUUAUUUAGAUUAUUUAGAUUAUUUAGAUUAUUUAGAUUAUUUAGAUUAUUUAGAUUAUUUAGAUUAUUUAGAUUAUUUAGAUUAUUUAGAUUAUUUAGAUUAUUUAGAUUAUUUAGAUUAUUUAGAUUAUUUAGAUUAUUUAGAUUAUUUAGAUUAUUUAGAUUAUUUAGAUUAUUUAGAUUAUUUAGAUUAUUUAGAUUAUUUAGAUUAUUUAGAUUAUUUAGAUUAUUUAGAUUAUUUAGAUUAUUUAGAUUAUUUAGAUUAUUUAGAUUAUUUAGAUUAUUUAGAUUAUUUAGAUUAUUUAGAUUAUUUAGAUUAUUUAGAUUAUUUAGAUUAUUUAGAUUAUUUAGAUUAUUUAGAUUAUUUAGAUUAUUUAGAUUAUUUAGAUUAUUUAGAUUAUUUAGAUUAUUUAGAUUAUUUAGAUUAUUUAGAUUAUUUAGAUUAUUUAGAUUAUUUAGAUUAUUUAGAUUAUUUAGAUUAUUUAGAUUAUUUAGAUUAUUUAGAUUAUUUAGAUUAUUUAGAUUAUUUAGAUUAUUUAGAUUAUUUAGAUUAUUUAGAUUAUUUAGAUUAUUUAGAUUAUUUAGAUUAUUUAGAUUAUUUAGAUUAUUUAGAUUAUUUAGAUUAUUUAGAUUAUUUAGAUUAUUUAGAUUAUUUAGAUUAUUUAGAUUAUUUAGAUUAUUUAGAUUAUUUAGAUUAUUUAGAUUAUUUAGAUUAUUUAGAUUAUUUAGAUUAUUUAGAUUAUUUAGAUUAUUUAGAUUAUUUAGAUUAUUUAGAUUAUUUAGAUUAUUUAGAUUAUUUAGAUUAUUUAGAUUAUUUAGAUUAUUUAGAUUAUUUAGAUUAUUUAGAUUAUUUAGAUUAUUUAGAUUAUUUAGAUUAUUUAGAUUAUUUAGAUUAUUUAGAUUAUUUAGAUUAUUUAGAUUAUUUAGAUUAUUUAGAUUAUUUAGAUUAUUUAGAUUAUUUAGAUUAUUUAGAUUAUUUAGAUUAUUUAGAUUAUUUAGAUUAUUUAGAUUAUUUAGAUUAUUUAGAUUAUUUAGAUUAUUUAGAUUAUUUAGAUUAUUUAGAUUAUUUAGAUUAUUUAGAUUAUUUAGAUUAUUUAGAUUAUUUAGAUUAUUUAGAUUAUUUAGAUUAUUUAGAUUAUUUAGAUUAUUUAGAUUAUUUAGAUUAUUUAGAUUAUUUAGAUUAUUUAGAUUAUUUAGAUUAUUUAGAUUAUUUAGAUUAUUUAGAUUAUUUAGAUUAUUUAGAUUAUUUAGAUUAUUUAGAUUAUUUAGAUUAUUUAGAUUAUUUAGAUUAUUUAGAUUAUUUAGAUUAUUUAGAUUAUUUAGAUUAUUUAGAUUAUUUAGAUUAUUUAGAUUAUUUAGAUUAUUUAGAUUAUUUAGAUUAUUUAGAUUAUUUAGAUUAUUUAGAUUAUUUAGAUUAUUUAGAUUAUUUAGAUUAUUUAGAUUAUUUAGAUUAUUUAGAUUAUUUAGAUUAUUUAGAUUAUUUAGAUUAUUUAGAUUAUUUAGAUUAUUUAGAUUAUUUAGAUUAUUUAGAUUAUUUAGAUUAUUUAGAUUAUUUAGAUUAUUUAGAUUAUUUAGAUUAUUUAGAUUAUUUAGAUUAUUUAGAUUAUUUAGAUUAUUUAGAUUAUUUAGAUUAUUUAGAUUAUUUAGAUUAUUUAGAUUAUUUAGAUUAUUUAGAUUAUUUAGAUUAUUUAGAUUAUUUAGAUUAUUUAGAUUAUUUAGAUUAUUUAGAUUAUUUAGAUUAUUUAGAUUAUUUAGAUUAUUUAGAUUAUUUAGAUUAUUUAGAUUAUUUAGAUUAUUUAGAUUAUUUAGAUUAUUUAGAUUAUUUAGAUUAUUUAGAUUAUUUAGAUUAUUUAGAUUAUUUAGAUUAUUUAGAUUAUUUAGAUUAUUUAGAUUAUUUAGAUUAUUUAGAUUAUUUAGAUUAUUUAGAUUAUUUAGAUUAUUUAGAUUAUUUAGAUUAUUUAGAUUAUUUAACAUGUAAUUAUUAUUUAGAUUAUUUAGAUUAUUUAGAUUAUUUAGAUUAUUUAGAUUAUUUAGAUUAUUUAGAUUAUUUAGAUUAUUUAGAUUAUUUAGAUUAUUUAGAUUAUUUAGAUUAUUUAGAUUAUUUAGAUUAUUUAGAUUAUUUAGAUUAUUUAGAUUAUUUAGAUUAUUUAGAUUAUUUAGAUUAUUUAGAUUAUUUAGAUUAUUUAGAUUAUUUAGAUUAUUUAGAUUAUUUAGAUUAUUUAGAUUAUUUAGAUUAUUUAGAUUAUUUAGAUUAUUUAGAUUAUUUAGAUUAUUUAGAUUAUUUAGAUUAUUUAGAUUAUUUAGAUUAUUUAGAUUAUUUAGAUUAUUUAGAUUAUUUAGAUUAUUUAGAUUAUUUAGAUUAUUUAGAUUAUUUAGAUUAUUUAGAUUAUUUAGAUUAUUUAGAUUAUUUAGAUUAUUUAGAUUAUUUAGAUUAUUUAGAUUAUUUAGAUUAUUUAGAUUAUUUAGAUUAUUUAGAUUAUUUAGAUUAUUUAGAUUAUUUAGAUUAUUUAGAUUAUUUAGAUUAUUUAGAUUAUUUAGAUUAUUUAGAUUAUUUAGAUUAUUUAGAUUAUUUAGAUUAUUUAGAUUAUUUAGAUUAUUUAGAUUAUUUAGAUUAUUUAGAUUAUUUAGAUUAUUUAGAUUAUUUAGAUUAUUUAGAUUAUUUAGAUUAUUUAGAUUAUUUAGAUUAUUUAGAUUAUUUAGAUUAUUUAGAUUAUUUAGAUUAUUUAGAUUAUUUAGAUUAUUUAGAUUAUUUAGAUUAUUUAGAUUAUUUAGAUUAUUUAGAUUAUUUAGAUUAUUUAGAUUAUUUAGAUUAUUUAGAUUAUUUAGAUUAUUUAGAUUAUUUAGAUUAUUUAGAUUAUUUAGAUUAUUUAGAUUAUUUAGAUUAUUUAGAUUAUUUAGAUUAUUUAGAUUAUUUAGAUUAUUUAGAUUAUUUAGAUUAUUUAGAUUAUUUAGAUUAUUUAGAUUAUUUAGAUUAUUUAGAUUAUUUAGAUUAUUUAGAUUAUUUAGAUUAUUUAGAUUAUUUAGAUUAUUUAGAUUAUUUAGAUUAUUUAGAUUAUUUAGAUUAUUUAGAUUAUUUAGAUUAUUUAGAUUAUUUAGAUUAUUUAGAUUAUUUAGAUUAUUUAGAUUAUUUAGAUUAUUUAGAUUAUUUAGAUUAUUUAGAUUAUUUAGAUUAUUUAGAUUAUUUAGAUUAUUUAGAUUAUUUAGAUUAUUUAGAUUAUUUAGAUUAUUUAGAUUAUUUAGAUUAUUUAGAUUAUUUAGAUUAUUUAGAUUAUUUAGAUUAUUUAGAUUAUUUAGAUUAUUUAGAUUAUUUAGAUUAUUUAGAUUAUUUAGAUUAUUUAGAUUAUUUAGAUUAUUUAGAUUAUUUAGAUUAUUUAGAUUAUUUAGAUUAUUUAGAUUAUUUAGAUUAUUUAGAUUAUUUAGAUUAUUUAGAUUAUUUAGAUUAUUUAGAUUAUUUAGAUUAUUUAGAUUAUUUAGAUUAUUUAGAUUAUUUAGAUUAUUUAGAUUAUUUAGAUUAUUUAGAUUAUUUAGAUUAUUUAGAUUAUUUAGAUUAUUUAGAUUAUUUAGAUUAUUUAGAUUAUUUAGAUUAUUUAGAUUAUUUAGAUUAUUUAGAUUAUUUAGAUUAUUUAGAUUAUUUAGAUUAUUUAGAUUAUUUAGAUUAUUUAGAUUAUUUAGAUUAUUUAGAUUAUUUAGAUUAUUUAGAUUAUUUAGAUUAUUUAGAUUAUUUAGAUUAUUUAGAUUAUUUAGAUUAUUUAGAUUAUUUAGAUUAUUUAGAUUAUUUAGACCACACGCCUCCUUAUCGACUGGAUUUAAAAGGUGCUAAUACAGCAAAAUACAUUGUUUCCAAUUAG
This is a messenger RNA of Psylliodes chrysocephalus, 4332 nucleotides long. The record is from the annotation of a GenBank genome assembly. Lineage: Eukaryota; Metazoa; Arthropoda; Insecta; Coleoptera; Chrysomelidae.